AGCCCAGAAUCUGAUGGCUCUGACGAAUGUGGACACACCUCUCAAGGGAGGGCUCAACACUCCGUUGCAUGAAAUCGAUCCGUCGAUCAGCGGUGUUCUGACUCCGGGAGGCAUUGGAAAGACACCACUUUCUGUGACGCCAAACAAUAUGAUUGCGACCCCUUUUAGGACACCCGCCGGCGUUGACAGCAGUUUGGCCGCCACUCCACGUACGCCCGGCUCUGUGUCAUCAGUUGGCGGUCAGACACCUUUGGCCACACCUUUGAGAGACAAACUGGCCAUCAAUGCAGAGGAGGCGCUGGUUUUCGACGACGAAAGGACUGCAAAACAACAACAAAAGGAAACGCGAGAAACGCUGCGAAAAGCGUUGUCCGCAUUGCCGGCGCCUAAGAAUGAGUACGAGAUUGUGGUCAACGAAGAGGAUAUGGACGACACGUCUGUCGACACCAGUGUUUCAGUGGAAGAUCAGGCAGACAUCGACUCGAGACGUGAGGCGCAGCGCAUGGAAGCGAUUCUCGAAGAACGCAAACGACAGUCACAGCCCGUCCAGAGAGAUCUGCCGCGACCUUCAGAUGUGAACGACUCUAUACUGAGAAGCGGUGCACUCAAUGACCCGCAGGUGACGGACAUACAGAAAGCCGAGGAACNCGACUCUAUACUGAGAAGCGGUGCACUCAAUGACCCGCAGGUGACGGACAUACAGAAAGCCGAGGAACUCAUCAAAGAGGAGAUGUUAGUGAUGUUACACUACGACGCCAUACAUAACGCCACCGACAAUCAGUUAAUUGUUAGCAGUUUGAGGUCUCGGGGCGGCACCUCCAACCCAAACGCUCCUCAUUUGGCGUAUUUAGAAAAGCAUCCGUACGUCAAAUACAGCGCCGAACAGUUGGUCGCCGCUAAGGAUGUACUGCACAAUGAGAUGGAUGUCGUGAAGCAGGGUAUGGCCCACACGGAGCUCACGUUUGAGGGCUACUGUCAAGUGUGGGACGAGUGUCUGUCACAAGUCCUAUACCUUCCCUCUCAACACAAGUACACCAGAGCUAACAUCGCUAACAAGAAGGACAAGAUUGAGUCACUCGAGAAAAGGUUAGACCAGAAUCGGUCUCAUAUGACAAAAGAGGCGAAAAAAGCCGCAANUCCCUCUCAACACAAGUACACCAGAGCUAACAUCGCUAACAAGAAGGACAAGAUUGAGUCACUCGAGAAAAGGUUAGACCAGAAUCGGUCUCAUAUGACAAAAGAGGCGAAAAAAGCCGCAAAAAUCGAGAAGAAGUUGAGAAUUCUUUUGGGCGGAUAUCAGACCAGAGCUCAACAAUUGGUGAAACAGACCAACGAUUUGGUGGAACAGGUGGAACAGACUACUCUCGAGUUGCAGACGUUUACCAUUCUUAAGGAUCACGAAGAGUUGGCCAUUAAUAAGAGGAUUGAGUCUUUAAGCGAUGACGUGAAGAGACAGAACACGAGAGAAAACUCACUCCAAGAGCGAUACGACACUUUGAUCCGCAAAAGAGACCAACUUUUAGCACAACUUCAAAGCGACGCAAAUAAAAGCAAAAACGACACAAACCUCACUCAACACAUGAGGCACUCGAGCUCUGAAGACACGUCCGGACCCGACGAAGACGUGGACAACCAAACGGCUGAUGCCAUCGAUGUGAUAGAAGAAGACAAUAAUAGGAAAGACUCUAAAAGUGAUGACAAAUCCAUG
Molecule: messenger RNA, 1708 nt
Organism: Oppiella nova
Lineage: Eukaryota; Metazoa; Arthropoda; Arachnida; Sarcoptiformes; Oppiidae
Source: the annotation of a GenBank genome assembly